AUGUCGUCGAACGGUGAAUUUUCGACGAUGUCCAGCGAGGAGGUGCCUUCGUUGCCGAAGUCACUGCCGAGUUCGAGAGAAGCGACGGCCGAGGGUAGUUCCGGCUCGAGUGGCGGCUACAUGCCCCUCCGAGAGUUCCUCGAUCGAUUCUCGUUACCGAGAGUGGUCAGGCUCGAAGGUACCGGCGGCAGGCCGGUGUUGCUGUACAAACAGCAACAGAGAUCGCUCCGGGUUACCGCGACCCUGUUGAUCCAUCGUUAUCGGCACGAUGUCCAAGUGGGGCCAGAGAUAGUCAUUCCAGAGGGUUACCCAGGUAUGUUUGACUCAGUGUUUAAUUAUUUCUCAACAGCAGUAAUUAUACACAGUUUUAUGCUGGUGGUUUAAUAUGUGUCAAUUCUUGCACAUUUUUUGGUUACACUAUAGUUGUUCAUUUCUUACGUGAUACUAAAAUACUUUAGGAGAUUAUUGUUGAUAUUAGGUGUUUUAACUCUUGAGAUCUUUAAGAAUUAGAAUUAGAAUUUCACGCUUGAUUGAGUUUUUACUUGUGUUCGUUCGUGUACUAGGCAAGGAAAUCAUUAAGAGUGUGUGCUGAAAAGAUUUUUAAAUAUUUUAAUAAUUUGCAAAAGUCUUGUUUUUACGAAUUUAUUUAUCACAAAGAAAUAAUCGUGAAUUUUAAUAAAGUUUUCCAUCUAUAAAGUUGAAAGUUCUAGCCUUUCAGCGAUAAAAUAUAACGAUCGAUCUAUAAAAGUACAGCGAAAUAAGGACGCAUCUUGUUGAUUCAAUUAAAUAAAUUAUAGUCCUGCAAUAA
Messenger RNA from Heterotrigona itama, 808 nucleotides. NCBI's taxonomy places the organism in Eukaryota, Metazoa, Arthropoda, Insecta, Hymenoptera, Apidae. The record is from the annotation of a GenBank genome assembly.